Molecule: messenger RNA, 3114 nt
Organism: Spirodela intermedia
Lineage: Eukaryota; Viridiplantae; Streptophyta; Magnoliopsida; Alismatales; Araceae
Source: the annotation of a GenBank genome assembly
AUGUGUGGGAUACUGGCGGUGUUGUGCUGCUCGGAUGACUCUCAGGCGAAGAGGGUCCGAGUCCUCGAACUUUCCCGCAGGCAAUGGCCUCUCCUCCGUAACUUCUCUGAGUUCUCCGCCAUCUUCCGAAACCCCGUUUCCUCAGUCUGUUCAUGGAGAGAGGGUUCCCCUCCCCGGGUAACUCCGGGACGGCGGAGCCCAACCACGGUUGGCCAGCGCCUCGUCUUUAGCGCCACGGUUGGCCAGCGCCACGGUUCAUGGAGAGCUAGCUCCUCGUCCUGAUAUUAUUAAAAUAUUCCAACUUUUUGCCCUACGUGAUGCUUCGUAAAAUCGAAUCGAUAACAGAGUCUCAGAAUUGAGAAGGCGGGUUUUGACGAUGAAAUCCUCUGCUCCGAGUUGCUAGUUCCUAUACCUGUCUGAAUUCUGGGACUUGAGCUUCUGACCUCUGCUUAAUGGUGGGGGUGGUGCAACAGGCUGAAGCACAGGGGGCCAGACUGGAGCGGGCUGGCGCAGCACGGCGACUGCUUCCUGUCGCACCAGCGGCUCGCCAUCAUCGACCCCGCCUCCGGCGACCAGCCCCUCUUCAACGGAGACGGCUCCAUCAUCGUCACGGUAACUAAACCCGACGGCGGCCCUACUGGGGUCGGCUGUUCUCGUCGUCUGAAAGUGCAGUGGUGGGGAAGGACCAGCGAUGGCGAUGUUUACGGAGAAAGGCUUUUGUUUUUUAACAGGUCAACGGGGAGAUCUACAACCAUGAGGAGCUGAGGAAGAGCUUGCCUUCUCACAAGUUCAGGACGGGCAGCGACUGCGACGUCAUCGCCCACCUGGUUCGCCCUCCUUCCUCCUUCCUCGUUCCUUCUCCCUCCAUUUCUCCGCUCUGACCGGCUGGACGACGAACAGUACGAGGAGCAUGGAGAGAACUUCAUCGACAUGCUGGACGGUAUCUUCUCCUUCGUGCUGCUGGACAAACGCAACAACACCUUCCUCGCGGCCAGAGACGCCAUUGGAGUCACUCCCCUCUACAUUGGAUGGGGCCUCGACGGUGAGCAAGAUCCUCCCUCCCACUACUCUUCUGCCCUAGAAAACGGUGGCGAACUCGGAUUCUCGAGCUCUGUCUGACGCGGCGGCGCCGCCGCUCUCGCGCAGGUUCUGUCUGGAUAUCGUCGGAGAUGAAAGGGCUCAACGAUGACUGCGAGCAUUUUGAGGCCUUCCCCCCUGGGCACCUCUACUCCAGCAAGGAGCACGGCUUCAGGAGGUGGUACAACCCUCCAUGGUUCUCGGAGACGAUCCCCUCCGUCCCGUACGACCCUCUGGUCCUGAGGAAGGCAUUCGAAGAUGUAUGUACACCUCUCAAACCCUAAUCCGGUCCAACCCUCCUCCCCUCUCUCUCUGAUGAUCCAUCGUCUCUGGUUCUCCCCAGGCCGUCAUCAAGAGACUCAUGACAGACGUCCCCUUCGGGGUUCUCCUCUCCGGCGGGCUCGAUUCCUCGCUGGUGGCCUCUGUGACAGCCCGCCAUCUCGCCGGAUCCAAGGCCGCCGAGCAGUGGGGAACGCAGCUCCAUUCCUUCUGCGUCGGCCUAGAGGUCUGGAAUUCCUCCAUUCUCCUUCCCCCUUAGUCCUCCGCCGUCUGAAAAUCUUCUUUCUCACCUCUCGCCGCCAUGACUGCAGGGCUCGCCUGACCUGAAAGCUGCGAAGGAGGUCUCGGAGUACCUCGGCACAGUCCACCACGAGUUCCACUUCACUGUGCAGGAUGGGAUCGACGCCAUUGAGGACGUCAUCUACCACAUAGAGACCUACGAUGUGACGUCGAUCAGAGCCAGCACCCCCAUGUUCUUGAUGUCCCGGAAGAUCAAGUCGCUUGGGGUGAAGAUGGUCAUCUCCGGCGAAGGCUCAGACGAGAUCUUCGGAGGGUACCUCUACUUCCACAAGGCUCCGAACAAGGAGGAGUUCCACCGUGAGACCUGCCGCAAGGUAUCAUCAACUCGAGGCCCCCCUGUUCCUGCUCAGAAAUCCUAGAACAGAGAGAUGACGAUGGUCGAUGGCUUCUUUGCAGAUUAAGGCGCUCCACCAGUACGAUUGCUUGAGGGCGAACAAGGCGACCUCCGCGUGGGGCCUGGAAGCCCGUGUGCCGUUUUUGGACAAGGAGUUCAUCAACACUGCAAUGAGCAUUGACCCCGAAUGGAAGAUGGUGAGACCGCCGCCCCCCGUCUUCGUCUUCCACCUUGUUCUUCAUCUUUCUAUCUUCCCGGGUCAUUCAGGGAUUUCUUCUUCAAUGCCUGGUGACAGAUUAAGCCCGAGCUUCGACGGAUGGAGAAGUGGGUCCUGAGGAAGGCUUUCGAUGACGAGGAGAACCCCUAUCUGCCAAAGGUACGUGCCGCAAUCAGGGCAUUCGUCCUUCCUCAUUCCUCCGAUUUAGUCCUCGGCCAUGAUCGACUGAUUUCCCUCUCUCCCCCUUUCCAUUCUUCAGCACAUUCUGUACCGGCAGAAGGAGCAGUUCAGUGACGGCGUCGGCUACAGCUGGAUCGACGGUCUGAAGGCGCACGCUGCGGAACACGUUUGUUCCAUCCAUGAAUACUCUCUUUCCCCCAUCCCAACAUCUCCUCCUCCAUCAAACCCUAAUUCUCUCAACUCAUGCUCCGCUUAUUUGAACUCACCAGGUCACUGAUCGAAUGAUGCUGAACGCCAAGAAAAUUUACCCUCACAACACCCCCACCACCAAGGAGGGCUACUACUACCGGAUGAUCUUCGAGAGGUUCUUCCCGCAGGUGAUUGUUCCCCCGAUCCGGAACAAGGAGCGGAAAGGCCGCGCCGCAGUUCUUCCGUAUUCGCCUCUGAUCCUCUUCUCUCCUCCCUGCAGAACUCCGCCAGGCUGACGGUCCCCGGGGGCCCUAGCGUGGCCUGCAGCACGGCCGCCGCGAUGUCGUGGGACGCGCAGUGGUCGAGCAACCCCGACCCGUCGGGAAGGGCCGCUCUGGGGGUCCACCUCUCGGCCUACGAGGCGAAGAAGGCCGCCGCUCCCCUCGCCGCCGGCACCGGCCCGGAGGACAUCAUCAACAACAAGAAGGCCAGGAUGGUCGAGGUCGCCGCCGCACCCGCCGUCGCCAUAUCCACCUGA